AUGACCGAGGUAGAGAUGAAGAGGAUAGCUUCUCGACUUGAAAAUGUGGAAGGGCAAUUGUUGAUCACUGGUGAGACUCUAAAAAGGAAUGAACAAGCCAUGACUAACCUGUCAAAAGAAGAAGAUCGAAUGAUAGCAACACAAAGCACACUAAACGAAAGACUGGAGAAUGUGAAACAAAUAGUGACUUUUAAUGAAACAAAACUGGACGAGGCCAAGAGGAGGAUAAAAGUUGUUGAGUUGCAGAAAAAGAUCGCUGAAAAACGCUGCGAAAGACUGGGAGAAAUAGAAGGACAAAUUAACCUGAAGCUGCUACAAAUCAACAAACACAUUGAAGAUCUGCAAUCAAGCUCGCAAAAUGGAAGACUGAGUGAAGAAGAAGAAUUGGAGUUGAAGGAAAGAAUUGAAGACCUGAAAAACAGUUACAGGGAAUCUGAGGCUAGAGCAGAACUUGCGCAUCAAAAGAUCGCAGCGCUGAGCUGCAAGCGUAACUCCUUGGAGAAAGAAUUGGAGGAGCUGACUCACAAAAAACUCUGGGCACAGGAUGAACUCAACAAGGUGUUUGAUGAGUUUAGCGUUCCCGCAUAAAUGGAUAAGACUCUUUAAGCCGUGUUAUGUUUCCCUUUUGCCAAUCAGUUAUGUCCUUGUGGUCUAUAAAAAUAGAAGUUUAGCCCAGAUCCUAAGGAUAUUGAGGAGAAUUUUGAGCAAGAAAGAAAGCUUAUGCGGAGAAUGCUCGCAAAGUGAGACUUCACCUUAAACGUAGGCGUUAAACACAGAACACUCUCUAACAGAGAAUACCAUAAUUCUUUCGUGCUGUACAUAACAUUGACUAGCAUAAUCGGCAGUCGACCAUAAGAACGACAAAAUCUUACAUUAAACGAUUGCCCUAAACCAGCUUGUCAAGCUGUUGUUGUUUAUGUUUUUCUUUGUUUUAGUUGUUUUGAAAGGUGGAUUUAGAUUAAGAUUAAUCUCGCCCAUAGACUCACUCGUGUUAGUGUGACGUGGGAGACCUGGGUUUCAAGUUUCAACAAGUAGUCAGCAGUGGCGGAUCCAGGGGAGGGACCCGGGGGGGCUGCCGCCCCCCCCCCCCUUAUUUUUAGACCAAACUGAGGCCCAAAGGGCCGAAAAAUAUUUUUGGAGACCGGGCCCCUCCCCCUUAUCCAAGAAUGAUCUACCUCAUCAGGAUCUGAAUGACCAGGCCCCCACUUAUUUCAAGGUCUGGAUCAGGCACUGGUCAGUUUCCCCGGUCAGGGACUCCUGGUCGACCCCGGUUGUUUGAAAGUUGGAAAGCGCUAUCCACCAGAUAAACUCGCUAUCCAGCGGACAAACCAAUAGGCCACUUGCGAGCAACAGAAACCCUCACUUUCAAAAUAAGGCCAAGUGCACAACCUUUUUUUGUGAAAAGAGUUUUAUUUGCAUGAGAAUCAAAAAUCAUUUUCAUACCAAAGGCUGAGCACUGAACCUCGUUUUGAUACAGAGGCCCGGGAGAACUCGGAAAUGGCCCAUUGCUAUAUCCAGUGGAUAGUGCCAUCCAACUUUUGAACAGCUGGGGCCUGGUGACUAAUAAUGGCAAUUGUAAGUAAAAUUGUAAAUUGUAAAAGUAGGUGGAAUAUGAUCAUCCCAGUAAGGGUGGACCUGAAUAGGACCGUUGUUGACAGUGCAUGACUGACGUUUCGACAACCUGUGCAGUACUGUCAUCUUCAGAGUCGAGGUAAUUUGUAUCAAGUCAGUCGAUGGUGAGUUUUUCUAUUGGUAACUAUCAAAAUCCCUAAAUUUUGGAUUACCUAGAAUGCCGCAGACCUAGCAUUCUGGCUGUUUAAAAGGCAUCAAAAACUUUCGAGAAACAAGCUCCUGGCUACCCUCCCGCAGAAUCCGCAGUACGACUAAUGGAUUAUACGUCAUGUAGUACCAUCACGCUUUGUGUCAUACGACGCCUGAGCAGGUACCAGCGGUCAACAAAGAUCGGCGGAUUCUCAAACGGUAUUUCAGAAAUAGCUAUUUGGAUUUGGUUGAGUCUUAUAAUGAAACAGUGCCUCCACAGUGUUCACUAGAAUUGGAUUAAACUCUUCACCUGAACUCGUUUUCAAUAGGAUGAAUAAAUUGCUCCUCGCAUUAAACACGACUUCGGUUUCUUCACCAUGGCAUUCCAGUGAAUUGUCAUGUAUGAACCAGUACACCACUGAAAUUCAUGUUUGUCAAUAUUAUAAAAAGACGAUUUCUCUUCAGCUGUAAAAGUUAGAUCGCUCAUUUUUCACCCAUCCAGGUUUUAGACUUGUCGCGAGUAAAAACGGCGGGAAAAUUUUCCCGCCAUUAUCUCAUUCGUGAAACAUGAAGUGAUAUGAUUUACCUGGAAGUUUACCACUCUUUUCUGUCCUGUGAUUGGCUGGUGCAAGGAGCGUGAACAAUCAGCCCGUGAAUCCGACACAAACAAAAUAAAUGCAUCCUAUGACGUCAUGUUUCUGCCGUCCGCAUUCAAUAUGGUGGAAGUUAAUUUCCCGGGUAAGUUUUGAAAAUCAAAGUUAUUAUGAUCUAGGUUGACUCAAAAACUGAUUUUGUCUCAUAUAAAGUGUUGAUAGAAGGAAUUACUUUUCUGGUGCAGUUGACAUGCUUUUUCGAAUCAGUAGCCUUUUAAAGAGACGCCCACAAAACUGAAUAUUUACUAUUAAAAGAAAACGGGCGAAUAGAAAAGCUGGCCCCUAAGCACAUCCUCAAGCAGUCUUCUAAUGUAGGUAUAGAGGUGAAAAUUUGUUUUACAUGUGAUUUAGCUUUAUAUCUUUGAUUAUACUUCGAUAACGUUUUUUCUUGAUCGCUGACAUCGUUUAUAAGAGUGAACCCUCCAUAAAGUUCUGCUAAGCCGGGAUGAACAGGUGGUAAUCACUUAAGGUUAAACUACCGUACCGACUCAUUUACAAGGUCUAUAUUGACUUCCUAACAUAAUGGUCAUUGGGAAACCGAUCUCUGCUCGCCCGACGUCAACCAGUUCAUUAACUUCGAGCCUAUAUUUUUGGCUGAUCUGGGGCUUAGCUAAACAAUAUAAUUGUGUUUUCACGUUCUCAUGUAAAAACUAAAAUAGUUUAAUAAAUCACACUAAGCUUACGGCCCUUGUUAGCUAUGACAGACGAAGCGAAUAGCUUGUUGUAUGAAUGGAACGAAAACAUUUGUUCAAGGGCGAUCAGGUCUAACAAAAGACAUUUUUCAUAAAUUUUCUUCCGCGUUUCUAGACAAGUGAUUAACCUUCGAUGAGAGCAAUGAAAGAGAUGAGGUUUUGGUGUCUUGCAUUGUUAGCUUUGUGUCUAACGACAGCAAAGGCAGAAGGUAAGUCAUUCUUGUGUAGACAAGCCGAGUAUGAAUACAGGAAACUUCAUAUUUGGUCAGUGUUAGCCAUAAAGUAUACUUGUUUGCCAUGAAAUCCCCCCUAAAUCAUCGGUUCUUCAACUGUUAUAACACAAAGAAAUAUUUUCUUAUGUGAUGCUGUGAUCUAGUGGUCCGAUCCCGUGUAAUCUUUAUUUCAGAGGUAGUCAUUUCACGCUAGGACCGACUCUACCUCUAUGUUAUUUACCAAAAAAUGAACUCUGUUAUAUUGCCUCUCUUCACCCUCUCAGGCUUGCAGUAAUGGUUCUUGGUACCGGGUGUUCAUAAGUAAGGGCGGGGCCGACCAUGUAAGGACAAGCAUCGAUCCGACGCUAGAGAAUAGCAAUAUUCGCAACUUGCUUUAUUUGGAGGGAAGACUGUUUGUGGGUCAGUUCUUGCUUGUGACUCCUUUCUUAAGCUGUCAGUGCAAUAUGAUUCUCACACAGUUCGAGAUUGAGCAGUACUGCCUAGCGGGUUGUAUUAACUGCUGUAAAAAUUCCACAAACAAAAGUGGUUAUAGCUUUUCAUUGCGCGCGAAGAUCAAUAUGUAACACUUAACAGUAUCAGUUCAAACAAAAGGAAUGAACUUUACUUUCGUGUCAAAACUCUUUUUGACCUUUUGGUGCUUUUGAGUUCAAGUAGAGACCCAGUCUUGAAGUGUUAAUUAAAUAAAUAUCCAUUCGAAAUCGGCACCACUGAAAAAUUUUGCUAUAUAGGCACAUUAAAUUCUUCAGCGUAAGUUAUCCUGAUUUCAUCCUGUCUAUGAAUAAAUUUAUCUAGUUCAGAGCUUUGAUCUUGUUGGACAUCGGCCUCCUGGGAUAUCAAUAAGAAAGGCAUGGUACACACUUAUUAUUGGAUGUUUUUACUUUGUUUUAGUCCAGUGGCCUGGUGGUACUUAUGGCUUACCAAUGCCUGACACAGGCUGUCCGACUGACGGUGCAACAGAUUGGAAAACAGGCUGGACGUACCACGAUACCGAGGACGACAAUAAUGAGAACCAGCGGUCCAACAUAUUCCAUAUGCCUGGCAACUUUUCUGCGCAUGGCAUUCAGCAGAAGUUUUGCCUAAAAGAAGGAAAUAAUGAGAACACUGGCAGCGAAAUUUGGCCGGAGGGGAAAUACUGUGUUUACAAAAAAGGUGUGUGGUAGGGGAGGGUGAGUAAUAUUUUAAAGGUACAAGACGAAUUACAGAUUUUUGAGGGUCGUGUUACCUUUUGAACGCUAGUCGAAGCUGUAUUCAAUGAAGCUGCAUUCACCCUCUAUUUAAUACACGUCACUAGUGGAAGUCCACUUAUAAAGAUCCUUUUUCUCAAUUGCUGCCAAACUGACCUCUACAAAGCGGUCAACUACCAAGGUCUCAAGAAAUUUGUUAAAAACAGUCGACCUCUUUUAACUUCUAAUCUCUGGUCACGGUCACUUCUAUAAAAUAAUUUUAAUUUUUUUAGGCAAUAAUUUAUAAAAAUUGGCUGAAAACUUGAUAUUAACACUUAAAAUAUAUCACGUUGUAUGAAAAUAUUCUGCAGUUGAGAAAUAGGUGCAUUUUGAAAGCAGGUCUAAAAUGAUGGGGUUUUUUUAGAAAAAAUUCAGUCCUAUUCUUAAUUAUCAGUGACACUACUCCCCCAGAGAAAUCACGGAAUCCGACUGACGACUUGAACUCACUGAAAAGGAUUCCGUAAUCCGAAAUGCAGUAGCUGGAAUCCGGAAUCCACAGUGUCCAGUCCAGAAUCCAAGACUGUCAUGGAUUAACUCUCUACUUAGUAAAGUAAACUACAAAUCUCUGUAUAAAAGAAGCCUUCAGACUUUCCUAAUUAUAUUAUACAAGAGCAAGAGCCAUAAUAGGACUAUUUAGCUCUUGACAAGAGCUUGUUCUUUACCCGCUAUCCAGGCUAUCUAAGAGAUAUGUUUAGUCUCCGGUCUACAUCCUAUAGCCUACGUGGUAAUUAUAUUUUGUCUCUACCGUCUGCAUUAAGUACUACUUAUGGUCUACACUCCUUUUCGUAUAUGGCUUCAAAACUAUGGAACUCUCUUCCAGAUUUGUUUAGAACUUCUGAAUUUCCUGAUUUCAAGCGCAACAUUCUACAGUAUGACUCUUUUUAAUUUAAAAUUUAGAAUGUUAUAAUUUCUCGUUUUUGUAGUUUUAAAAUAAUACUUGUAACUAGAAGAUACUCGCUUAUCUUUAGCUACUUUAAAUUCGAGGUUAAAUAAAGUGUAUGUAAGUAUGUAUUAGCGUAAAUGGGGCGAAUAGAGCGGUUUUCAUUUGAGUGUCGAAAAGUAAUUGGUUUUGUACUUUCUACACGAUGCGAUUGGCUUAAAAGAUUCGCGCCACCUUUUCAUCCAACCAGAAGUAAAACCAAAGCCAAUUGUGACGCGCACUUUGCGUCAGCCACAUGUAAUUACUUCGAGUUUUGAUUGGUUCAAUGUAUUGUCUGUGUCCUAUGUGAUUGGCCAGAGUAAUUACUUUGGUUUUGGUUUUACGACACUCAAACGAAAACCACUCUAUUUGCUUUUUCUCAGGGAUAUGUCCGAGUGGACUCAAAGAAGGAUUUAUCCGCUGGGACGACGAACAAUCUGAGAUAGACUACAAGGAUAAACACUUCGGAGACCUACCUGAUGGAAAUUACGAGAAAUCUCACACAACAAUAAACUACUGUUGCAGUACAAAAGGCAAUGUUAACAAUCCCAUUCAGCUGCCCGCUCUUAAGCCAUUCUAUCUUCUUACCUACGAUUCCGCUCAAUGUCAGAAAGUGGCUGGAACCAAGGUUACAAGCGAGUUUAUCAAGUUUGAUGAUGAUGAUCAGGGCAACACUGAUGCGGCGGGUGGAGCCCAUCCGUAUGGACCCAGCGAAGAUCCCUUUAAUCUCAAGAUUUACUAUUGUUAUUAUGAGCCAGGUAAGUCAGGAUCAAUCUGCACAAGGUAAUUUCUGCAGGCUCCAUCCUCUCAUCGACCGCAAUCCUAAUCUCGAGGUUUCCAUUGCGCAUGUCUGGCACAUAUUUAGCCAACAUUCGUUUAGACUUCAGCUAAGAAUGAAUGAAAUGCAUAGGAGGCAGUCUGAUUACACGCGUUUGUACCUUUUAUGUUCUGCGUUUUGCCACUCACAAAUCAAACCCAUCUCUUGCAAUAAAUCAGGUUGUUGUAGGCUGAAAAAAGUUUUGCAAAAAAUAGAACGACUCUGUACUUUCUACCAUAUAUAUAGUAACACAUACGCGACUUUGGAAGGAAAAGAUUGAUGUAAUUUUUAACGCGAUGGGCCAAGGUUUUUGCACGCAAUCGCUGUUUUUCCUUGAAAAUUUAGAGCCGCUGCGAAGGAGACUAAUAUUUACUCUGACAUAUAAUGAUUUCUGCUUUCUAUUUAUAGGUCAGGAGAGUGAGGACGAUCUUGGAACAGGAAAGCAAGUUAGAAGCAAGGUAAGUCGUUACCUUAAUUAUUAGACACAGCACAGGUAAUUAAUAUCCUUUUCUGGAACGAAAGCAUCCGUCAGUCAUAGCCUUGUCUAAGACAAGACAUCACGACUGUCUCCUUUAUAAGUGGUUUUCUUUUUCUAGUACAAACAUGACAUGCAAAGUAAAAGGAACCCUUUACUGGACGUGAAUUGUCGCAGCUUACAUUAAGCAGUCGGUAGCUUGUCUACAGACUUUUUCUUUUUUGCAACAAUUCGACAGCGCGCAAGUGAGCAUUAAGCGCAUGUUUCUCCUUUCCCACCCCCAGCAACUUGCGCUUGCAGUGAAUAAAUUCUCUACGGUUUUUAUUUUUAUAGGCGCGCUCCACCAUCUUUAAAGAGAAAAUAGGGUCUGAUCUGUGAACAGGCUAGGCAGUUAGAGACCGAACGCUCUUCCUUGAAUAAAAAAUGACAAAGAUAUAAAUUUCACUUUUUCUAGAUCCCAACUGGUAAAGCUUCGAGUUCAGGUUUAGCGGUGGCUAUUGGCUGUGGCGUGGCUGGCGCCAUUGUAGGAACCGCCUCAAUUGCAUUCGCCACCAAAAGGAUCCUCGCGCACAGAGCACGUGCAGCGUAUGAUCUUGUGGAUGACCCGCAGCCUGAUGGGCCAUGAUGUCAUGUGACCUCACUACCCAAAUAAGGAAAAGGCGAAACGUCAUAUCAACUCUUUGUAUACAUGAUAACUGUAGCUGCAGACUGCUUAACGUACAGUAGUCAACCAGCCUUGUUAAUGCAUUCUUAAAUGCAACCACUGUGCCGUAUAAUUUCCUCUUUUCGUUAUGAAAGGAGAAUACUUGUUUUGGUAAGGGUAAAAAAAGUACAAAGCGGAGCUGAAGGCGGUUUUUAAAUGUUAAAAAGCGGCAAAUAAGGACUUCUCGGAACGCUUGUGUUUCGAAGAAAACACAAAAGAUUUUAACUUAUAUAUGUAAUGAAGCCAUUUAUGUAACUGAAUUGUACAAUAUACAGAAUUGUUCUUUUAGGACAUGCAGGGCAAAAACCACGAUUGACGGAUAAUAAGGACAACAAAGGAGUCAAAACAGCACAGCCUAGAAAAACGAUAGCUACAAAACAGAGAAAAAACUUGACAGGGUCUGAGGAGGAUGACCAGUUUCUUUUCUACCACGUUUAAGAUAUUUAUUUCUUUCCCAUCUAUACAGUAUGCUAAAUAUCUGUUAAGUCAAUUUAUAAGUUAACAGACUCCUGACCGUGUAUUUAUUGGAAGAACACGGAAGUAUGUGUUAAGUCGAGAGCUCAGAGAUGAUGUACAGAAUAUAAUAAUACGUAAUGUGAAUGCUGAACUAUUGUAUUACCUUAGUAAGCUUUAGUAUACGAAUGGGUAAAUGUAGUGAAA
Messenger RNA from Porites evermanni, 8136 nucleotides. The record is from the annotation of a GenBank genome assembly. Lineage: Eukaryota; Metazoa; Cnidaria; Anthozoa; Scleractinia; Poritidae.